AUGUGCUACGACCGCUAUGUGUCCAUCUGCAAACCCCUGCACUACGGGACCCUCCUGGGCAGCAGAGCUUGUGCCCACAUGGCAGCAGCUGCCUGGGCCAGUGGCUUUCUCAAUGCUCUGCUGCACACAGUCAACACAUUUUCCCUACCCCUGUGCCAGGGCAAUGUCCUGGGCCAGUUCUUCUGUGAAGUACCACACAUCCUCAAGCUCUCCUGCUCAAACUCAAACCUCAGGGAACUUGGACUUGUUACUGUUAGUGUCUGUUUAGGUUUUGGCUGUUUUGUUUUCAUUGUUUUCUCCUAUGUGCAGAUCUUCAGGGUUGUACAGAGAAUCCCCUCUGAGAAAGGACAGCACAAAGUCUUUUCCACCUGCCUCCCUCACCUGGCUGUGGUCUCACUGUUUAUCAGCACUGUCACAUUUACCUACCUGAAGCCCCCCUCCAUCUCCUCCCCAUCCCUGGAUCUCUCCCUGUCAGUUCUGUACUCGGUGGUGCCUCCAGCCCUGAACCCCCUCAUCUACAGCAUGAGGAACCAGGAGCUCAAAGCUGCAAUGUGGACAUUGAUGAUGGGAUUGUUUAAGAAACUGUAAACUUCUUGCUAGUUUCUGCAAGCCACUUGUAGUAAAAAC
Oenanthe melanoleuca is the source of this 627-nucleotide messenger RNA. RefSeq names its product olfactory receptor 14J1-like. Gene Ontology annotation, biological process: G protein-coupled receptor signaling pathway. The coding region runs from base 1 to 588 and encodes 195 amino acids. The record is from RefSeq and is a predicted model, not a curated record. Lineage: Eukaryota; Metazoa; Chordata; Aves; Passeriformes; Muscicapidae. Gene Ontology annotation, molecular function: olfactory receptor activity. Gene Ontology annotation, cellular component: membrane. The transcript has a single exon.